Messenger RNA from Onthophagus taurus, 875 nucleotides. RefSeq lists its product as uncharacterized. Lineage: Eukaryota; Metazoa; Arthropoda; Insecta; Coleoptera; Scarabaeidae. Gene Ontology annotation, biological process: regulation of transcription by RNA polymerase II. Gene Ontology annotation, molecular function: DNA binding. Gene Ontology annotation, cellular component: transcription regulator complex; nucleus. The record is from RefSeq and is a predicted model, not a curated record.
ACGUCUUCAUACCAAAUAAAUAAUCAAUUUUUUAUUUCAAUGAUGUUUUUCCAAAUCCUAUUUAAUUAUUAAUUUUGUUCGGAGCGUUUCGUAUCAGACACGAUGUGGUUCUGAGUUGCUACGUCAGACACAUUAAAUCACGAGGCCAUUUUAGUGAACGUUACGUUGCGGAACGUGCCUGUACCGUGACGUAAAAUUGAUAUUUAAAAAAUUAAUAAAAUGGAUAAACAAAAACUUAUACAACUGGUUAGGGAGUAUCGUUGUUUAUAUGAUAAUAACGAUAAAUAUUAUUCUGAUUUAGACAAAAAAGAAAUUGCUUGGAGAGAAAUUGGACAAAAACUUCAUCAAACUGCUGAAUGUUGUAAACAAACCUGGAACUACAUUCGAGACGGUUAUCGAAGAAUUUUGAAAAAGCGGAAACGCUCGGGGGGAAGUAGCAAAAAAUGGAAGUUUGAAGAUGAAGUUUUUUUCUUGUUACCGUUUCUUAAGCAAAAAGAGAGAAAUAACCCGUCGAGUAGUAAUAAUACUAUUUCGGUGUUUGAUGAUAGUUGGAACGCAUCUGUGAUUUUAGAUGAUGAUAAUACUGGAGAUCAAGAAAGUGAUGAAGAAAAAGGACUCAAAUGUAUUAGUUCUUCAACGCUAAGAAUACCAAUAAAAAGAAAAUCGCAAUUAUCAGGACCAGCAUUGAUGAAUAUUUUACACGAAAAGAAAUCCAAAAAUGAAUCAUUGGAUGACGUUGAUUUAUUCUUUGCAAGUUUAGCUAAAACAGUCAAACAAUUUACACCAAUCAAUAGGGCGGUUGCAAAACAAAAAGUAUUUAAUUUAAUUUUUGAAAUAGAAAAAGAAGAAUUAGAAAAUAAAGAUUAAAAAAACUC